Molecule: messenger RNA, 1350 nt
Organism: Pochonia chlamydosporia 170
Lineage: Eukaryota; Fungi; Ascomycota; Sordariomycetes; Hypocreales; Clavicipitaceae
Product: sterigmatocystin 8-O-methyltransferase
Exons: 2
Coding region: 1-1350 (449 amino acids)
Molecular function (GO): O-methyltransferase activity
Source: RefSeq, a predicted model, not a curated record
AUGGCCAAGCAAGAUACCACUACCUUGAACGGCCUCGCCGCCAAGGUUCAAGAACUCACCCAACAAUUCACGCAGUACCUCCAAGAAAACAAGAUCCCCGAGCCAUCCUUUGCCGCUGAUAGCCCUACCAGCUACAGUGGGCUUGAUGGUCCAAGUUUUGUGCUCCGCCAGGCUCUCUUUGACACCCUCAUGGACUUGGUGUACUUGACGCAAGGACCCAGUGAAAGCGUCUUCAACUACGUACACACUGUCGGCCCCGACUCUGGUACAUUGAGUGUCCUAAAUCAUUUCGACUUUUGGUCUGCUGUGCCGUUGAAUGGCUCUGCUUCCUAUGAGGAGAUAUCUGCAAAGACUACACUGCCCGUUCAAGUGUGCCAGCGCCUUGUUGAACACGGUGCAACGCUGAGGCUAUUCUCUGUCACCAGCGACGGGACCACUGGGGCGAGACGAGUUCAUCAUACUUCACGCUCUGCAGCCAUUGCCCAGAAUCAGGGCCUCAAGGCACUCGUUUCGACUAUUCUCGACGACGCUGGGCCUGCAAUGUCCGUGAUGCCGGAAACGCUACGGCGAUACACGGCGGGCAAACCCGCGUUGACACAGAACGUCGACGAGACUGCGUUUGCGGUGCUGAACAAGGACGGUGGGCCGUUUGGCAGCUUCCAGACAUCGUGGGAGUUGUUGGAGAAUGACGGUGAGGGGGAGCGAAAAGGCUGGCGUCAACGAAACUUUGCGGUUUUCAUGCGAUACGUGAAUGACAUCUUUCAGUUCGAGAAGAUUAUUGAAGAGGGAUAUGACUGGGCAGCAGCGGGAAACAUUCGUGUCAUUGAUGUCGGAGGCUCUGGCGGGCACGAUUCCAUCGCGCUGGCCAAGAAAUUUCCAAAUCUCACUCUCACGGUGCAAGAUCUCGGUGAAGCAGAACCCGUUUUCCAGGGAAAUCUGCCGCAAGAGUUGAAGGACCGUGUGACUUUCAAGGCGCACGAUUUCUUCAAUCCUCAGACAACCCAGGCAGAUGUAUUCCUCAUGAAGCUCAUUCUCCACGACUGGCCGGAUAAGGAGUCGGCGCAGAUUCUGAGAAAUUUGAUCCCAGGAAUGAAACCUGGCUCUAAGCUGCUAUUUAUUGACUAUGUAGGGAAGAAUGAAGAGAAAGAUGCUGAUAAGUUACCGAGAAGUCUGCAAGCCUUUGGUACGGCGACAGAUAUCCGUAUGAUGGCGUUGUUUAAUCACAGGGAAAGGCUAGCAUGGGAAUGGAAGGAGGUAUUUAAGUUGGCUGAUGAGAGGUUUGAGAUUACGAGGAUGGAAGCCAAUCCAUUGACUUUUGUCGUGUUAAUGGAAGUGACAUGGAGAGGUUAA